This is a messenger RNA of Brassica napus (rape), 5075 nucleotides long. RefSeq names its product putative nuclease HARBI1. The record is from RefSeq and is a predicted model, not a curated record. The coding region runs from base 3425 to 4693 and encodes 422 amino acids. The transcript has 5 exons. NCBI's taxonomy places the organism in Eukaryota, Viridiplantae, Streptophyta, Magnoliopsida, Brassicales, Brassicaceae.
UUUUCUAAACAAACACUGUAUAUUCUUCAAUUUUUUGAAGUGAACAUUGUAUGUUUUUGAAAGUUGAUAGAUCAUACAAACAUAAAAUACAUUAACAUCUAAUCUAUUAAAAUUGAAAUAUAAGAUAUAAUAAACCUUUACUUCACUUUUAAUUUUACAAGUAUAUGCAUUGGUCCAAACCGUGAUUAACAAGAUUACCAAACCAUCUCAAUUCAAUAGAUUUAUUUAACCAAUCAUCACCUUUUAUCUUAACCAAUUGUAACUAUUUAAAAUUUGGAAACAUACCACAAAUCCAAUAUAUCCUUAUUGAUGUAGAUAAAUUCAAUGUAUGGCAACCUAAACCAUAAAAUAACUAUAUUUCAAUCAACUAAAAUUAAACACAAAUCGAGAAAAUUCAGUUGAUCACCAAAAGAUAACGGCCCAGAACGGAAAUGAUCGGGUUCGGCGCUGCAUAGUUCUUGGCAAAGCUCUCAACCGCAUUGCCAAAGACUUGUACAACAUGACAAGGGCGAAUGUAGCCGUGUUUUCACGCUCUGAUCAGGGAAGAGAGUACCAAUACUCCUCUCCUGUAGCUGGGUAAGCAUAUGUUUUGUUAGAUUCUGAUUGGGGAAAAAACCCAUGCUUUUUUGAUCAAAAGGUUCUUGCGGUUGCAGUGGUUUAGACGCCGUCAUGGAUCGAGUAGGGUACACUCCCACCAUGGAGUUUGACCUCGUCAGGAAGCUUCGUCGGGAUAGCGAUGCUUUAGCUUUGGAUCUUGGGGAAGAAGCAUGGAUGAGCUUGCUGGUCUGGAAAAUCAGCUGAUGUUAGCUAUGGAGAGUAUUCAGGCUGCAGAGGCUAACCUGGGAUAGAGAGAAAGAAAGAUCUCAAGGUAUCUAACACUCUAUGUGAAUAAAUGAUGAACAAAAAUCGUUCCUUUUAGGUUGAAACUGCAAGAUUAUCUUUUUUUGGUUAUGUUUGUAUGUCUUUCUGAGCAUCAAACAUGUUUUGAUCUGCAACUUUUUAUGAUAACAAGUAUAUUUAUCAUCUAAUCUAUUAAAAUUGAAGUAUAAAAUAUAAUAAAUUUUUAUUUCACUUUUAAUAUUACAAGUAUAUCCAUUGUUCCAAACCGUGAUUAACAAGAUUACCAAACCAUCUCAAUUCAAUUAACUUAUUUAACCAAUCAUCACCUUUUACCUUAACCAAUCGUAACUAUUUAAAAUUUGGAAACAUACCACAAAUCCAAUAUAUCCUCAUUGUUGUAGAUAAAUUUAAUGUAUGACAAUCUAAACCAAAACAUUAUCAUAUUUCAGUCAACUAAAAUUAAACACAAAUAGAGAAAAUCUAAUUGACCACCAAAAAAUAACGGUCCAAUUAAAAAUUGGCUCUGUGAUUCGUUGAAUAUAGUAUCUGAAUAUCAUGCACUUGCCUCUUAUAUUAGUCAACAAAUACGACUAUCGAUGUUUAAACUAUUUUAUUCUAUUUAUUUAAUUCAUGUUUAUGCUAUUUUUAUUCAUGCCGGAAUGCAAAACUAAUAUGAACUAAACUAGUGCAUAACAUAUCAUUAUAAAUGGACGAAAUAAAUAACAUGUAACAGAACAAAUCCAGUUCACACCACCAAAGAGAAGACACAAAAAGAGAUAACAUUUUCUAACCGUCACUAGCGACCAAUAGAGCUACAAGCUGGUUGUUUCUUUCCUUGAUUCAUUUUCUAGUUUCUACCACAAGCCUCAUGUAAAAGCAUCAUUCCAUACAAUUAAAGUCAUAAUGUAUCGUUUUUAUUACUAAAACAUAGGUAAAAUGUUAAAUAACAAAAAAAUAAAAUCUUCCACAUGGUGUCAUUUGAAACGCAAGUGUGGUUAUUGACCGUUAGUGGGAUAAACAAAUAAGACCAUGCGCAUCGGGGUAUUUAGUGAGGUUCACGGGCUCGAGUUCUAAGGCCCGGGUGAUUAAAAUGAAAUAUAAAAUGGGUUUGUUUCGAUGAAGCGGGCCUUGCGCUUGAUCCGGUAUCAAGCGGUUUUAGCCACGUGUCAGUUGUUUACUUGAUGAAAGAUUUCGCGUAGAGGGGGAGGAAAGAAGGGUUUCCCCGUGUCUCUCCUCAUUUUCUCUUCUCGGAAAAAAAACUAGGGUUUGUGUGUGAGAGGCGAUUUUACGAGCGACGCCGAGUCUCUGAGUUGUUUGUGUGUGAAUCGACGACAGACUGUCUUCUCGACGACCUGAGAUGGAUCCCGCAGCAGAGAGAAGUCAUUCAAAGAAGCAAAAGGACUACGUCAACAUGCUAUCAUACACUUGCGAUUCUGAAUAUGGCAUUCCGAGAAGGUGUGCCUGUGGUGGGAGAAUCAUAGACGAGGUUCGAGUGAAGCAGGAGUACGAUACUCAACCCGGGAAGCGGUUCUUCACCUGUGCCAACUACGAGGCUGAUGGGUUUCACUACCGUCAGCCUUGGGUGAUUGGUGUCCAGGAGCAGAUCGAAAGCUUGACUAAGCGUCUGGAGGAGGCUGAGCAGCUGUUGAAUUUGAUUCCGAGUCUCAAAAACCAGAUUGAGACACUGGAGGCACAGGCUAGCGGGCUCACUCGGCAGGUUGAUCGCCUAACUGCGGAGGUUUAUAACUUGACGGUGCAAGUAGCUGACCUGGAGAAGCUCUGCUUCGAGUAACAAGCGAAGGUCACGGGUUGGAAGGGCAGGGUGUUGCAGGUCACGGGUCUGAAGGUUGCAGGUGAGGGUCAAGGAUGUAGGACUUUAUGUCAGUUUUUAAUCACGGAUGUAAAAUAGGAUGUACUAUGUGUAGGACUUGUCUUUUGCUGUUGAUUCGCUGAUGUAAAAUAUGUUGAUUCACGGAUGUUUUAAACUCUGCCUUCUCUAUAUAAACUAUGUCUUUCAGUUUGGUUUAAAAAUGUGUCUCAUUUCUCUUCUCCAUGUGUGUCUUUUAUUCUUACAACUGAGCAAAGCACACAAAGAAUCUGUCUCAUUUCUCUUCUCCAGUCUCUUCUCUACUCUAGUCACUUCUCUUCUCUUGUCUCUCACUUCUCUUCUCCAGUCUCUUCUCUACUCUAGUCUCUUCUCUUCUCUUGUCUCUCUAUUCUCUUCUCAUCGCAACAAACUGUGAGGUAAAGGGAAGUGAACGUGGUGAUCGUGGUGCUCAACCACUACUAGAGUAAGAGAAUUCAACAACAAACAACAGCUCCAAAUCAAGGUAAGUGUGAUAAUGCAACAAGAAUGUAGAUUAUAAAAAAAAUCUAAUAUAAUGUGAAAAAGAAUGUAGAUUAUGAAAAUGAUGAUAUAAUAAUGAAAAAAAUAUAGCUUAUGCAAAAUAUGAUAGAGUAAUGAAAUAAAAAUAGAAUUUAAAAAAAAAUCUAAUAUAAUGUGAAAAAGAAUGUAGAUUAUGAAAAUGAUGAUAGUUACAAAUCCCCUUUUGCCAUUUUUGUCAUUUUAGGAUAAAAAACAAAAAUGUCUUCCUCAUCAAGUGAUGAAGUUGAUGAAGCUUUAGAAGAAAUGGUUGACCAAGUAGUUGAUAAUUUCAUCGACUCAGUGAUUCAUGCUCACCCCAACAAGCACAAAAGACGGGCUUAUAUCGAAAGAGAUCGGGAACAAGGACACAAUCGGCUAUGGAACGAUUAUUUCAAGGAAAAUCCUACAUAUCCACCGGAAAUGUUUAGGAGGCGUUUUCGAAUGAACAAGCCUUUGUUCCUCCACAUUGUCGAACGUGUAAGUAAUGAAGUUCCAUACUUUCAGCAAAGACGGGAUGCUUGCGGAAGGAAUGGGCUAUCUGCACUUCAAAAGUGUACCGCAGCUAUACGUAUGCUGGCAUAUGGUCAAUCGGGAGAUACAUAUGACGAAUAUCUCCGACUUGGUGACAGUACAUCACGUUUGUGUUUGGCAAAUUUCACUGAUGCAAUAAUAGAAUUGUUUGGAAAUGAGUAUCUACGAAAACCUACAGCCGAGGAUCUUCAACGCUUACUCGAUGUUGGAGAGGUACGGGGGUUUCCGGGGAUGAUAGGCAGCAUCGACUGCAUGCAUUGGGAGUGGAAAAACUGUCCAACGGCUUGGAAAGGUCAGUUCACACGGGGUUCAGGAAAGCCGACAAUUGUCUUAGAAGCCGUGGCAUCACAAGAUCUUUGGAUAUGGCACGCAUUUUUCGGCUUACCAGGUACACUCAACGAUAUCAAUGUUCUCGAUCGGUCACCGGUUUUUGAUGACAUCUUACAUGGUCGAGCACCUAAAGUUAAGUUCAAGGUCAACAACCACACUUAUCGUAUGGCCUACUAUCUUACUGACGGAAUUUAUCCAAACUGGUCAACAUUUAUCCAAUCCAUCCCACUUCCUCAAGGUCCUAAAGCCGAGAAAUUUGCACAAAAGCAAGAAUCCGCCAGAAAAGAUGUCGAACGGGCUUUUGGAGUAUUGCAGUCGAGGUUUGCAAUUGUUAAAAACCCAGCUCUACAAUGGGACAAGGAAAAGAUAGGAAAGAUAAUGAGAACUUGUGUCAUAUUGCACAAUAUGAUUGUAGAGAACGAACGACACGGAUACGCUCAAAUAAAUACUUCUGAGUUCGAAUCAGGAGAGUCAAGCAGAAGUUCAAAGGUGACAACCAGAGAAAGUAUUCAUGCCGGUGAUAUGUUAGCCAUGCGCAGAGAAGUCCGAGAUCAAGAGAAGCAUGCUCGUUUGAAAGCUGAUUUAAUGGAAAAUAUUUGGCAAAAGUUUGGUGAUGAAGAUGAAUAAACUUUGUUUGUUUUUCUAUUUCUCAAUUUAUGUAAUCUAAUCUUUUAAUGUAUUGAAUAAAUAGUUUUCAAAAAUUUAAUAAUAUUUUAAAUAUUUUAUUCUUGUUUUCUGGAUAAUUUGAAUAUUAAAAAAAUAUAUAUAUAUUAUUAUUUUAUUGUUAUGAACUCAUACUUCAGGUUCAUCAAUGCAGAAAAAAACAAUUACAGGUUCAUAACUAUUCAUGGACCCACAAAAAAAUAUUAAAAUAAACUUGUGAACCCCAAAGAGGGGUUCACCAAUGCUCAUGCUCUAAGAUUCUACUAGUUUUUCAAGGUUUACUAUAAUUUUGUUAUAGUAAAAAAAAAAACUAUAAUUUUAGAAAACGUAGUAGUCAACCAUUCUG